This is a messenger RNA of Heterobasidion irregulare TC 32-1, 1326 nucleotides long. RefSeq lists its product as uncharacterized. NCBI's taxonomy places the organism in Eukaryota, Fungi, Basidiomycota, Agaricomycetes, Russulales, Bondarzewiaceae. The coding region runs from base 1 to 1326 and encodes 441 amino acids. The transcript is spliced from 6 exons. The record is from RefSeq and is a predicted model, not a curated record.
AUGGCGUCCCAGACAAACACCCCUAAGCCUCAGGCUAUGCCCACAUUCUCCGAGUCUCUAUUAUCCACUAUCAUGGUCCUUUUCAAUACCCCUCUAGUACCCCCGCCGUCUCCGAAACAGGAAGCAGUCGCGCUGACCGAGAUACCCCUAUCGACUCGACAGCGGCGCGAGGAGCGCAGGCGCUCUACGGUCAGCACGGUCGAGAGCGAAAACUCGGUUUCAACUGUGUCCAGCUAUCCUCAGUCGGAUAUGACGUCAGACUCUAGCAACUCGAACGACGAGGACGUCGACAUCGUCGGCAGUCCCGUGCUGAUUUCUGGCCGCACGACGCCCAUCAUGGGCAACUCCAUGUGGGCGUCAGCUACGGAGGCUGAGACGAAGACGGGGGCAACUCCGGUGUCGUCGCGCGAACUGGACAACUCCCCGAGGCACAAUAUCCUGUCGCGCUCUCCGGACUCUUCCUCUUCUGUUCUCAAUCUGAUACCAGACACGCAUGGUUCUGGUUUGCGCUCGGAAGCCCACGCCUCCACAUCACAAUUGAGUCGCCCCACCUCGACCCAGACAGGCAUAGGAACUUCACGGAUGAAGGAAAGGGCCUCUGCAGACUCGGCAAGAUUGGCAGAACUGGAUGUAGCGCUGGAUGUGGAUAGUGAGAGCUUGAAGCCGAGUUUCAUGAGACAGAUGGGCAUCAUAGAGGGCAAUCGGAGCGUCGAGCAAGGGGGAAGUAGAGAGGUGGAGGAUACAUCGGUCAACAGCGAGACGUUUUCACCACCGGUGCGGAGGCAGUCGACAGGAAGGAGCGGGAGCAAGAAGAGGGAAAGCCAAGGCGAGAGUAUCAGCAAUCAUACCCCAGAAUCAACAGCGUCUCACUCAACAGCAUCCCACCAGGACAUAACGCGCCCGCGUCUCCUUGAAUGGCUUUUCACUCCCGUACUCGUACUCGAGAAUACGGGAAGCGUCGCGCGGGAUCACCUCGCGUCAGAACGUACCUUCCUCGCGUAUGUCCGGACCAGCCUCGCAUUCGCCAGCGCCGGUGUUGCACUCGUGCAGCUAUUCACUCUCAUGAUGUCGAAUUCAGGCGCUAGUGCCUCGUCCACCUCGUCUGCGGCGAAGAUGGUGCGCUUUGCGCGCUCGCUGGGCGCGACCGUGAUCCUUAUCGGCAUGGUGCUCCUCAUCGUCGGCACGGCGCGUUACUUUCGCGUCCAAUCUGCUCUCAUGCGUGGGCUGUUCCCCGCUGCGCGCCUCUCCGUCGCGUUCCACGCUCUCGCAGUGUGCGCGAUCGUCGUUGCAGUUUUCGUGGGUGUCCUGAAUGUGAAGCAGGGUUGA